AUGAGCGCACCCUCCGAGACCGUUCCACCCACCCCUUCUAGCAGCAGCACCGUGCCUCCUGUCGCAGCCAAUAAACCGCCUCACGUCCUAAUUGGUGGUGCUGGUCUGGCUGGCCUUUUCCUCGGCAUCCUUCUAGAGAGAGCUGGGAUCCCCUAUGAGAUCUUCGAACGUUCUGCUGAACCCAGGCCACUUGCAUUCGAGCAGCUCGGCUUGUUGGACGAGCUGUUGUCGUUCUCCAAGCCCUCGUUUGGCGUAGCAAUGUUGACCGAUAAGUUGAAGCUCAUUGGCAAAAUAGUCGCCAAUUGUACUGACCUCAUUGGGUAUGACCGCGUACUCUUUGCUCGUCCUGAGCUGCACGACAUGCUGUUCAAGAAGAUUCCCAAGGAAAAGAUCCAUAUGUCAAAGAAAAUUGUUACACUUGACCAAGAUCAAGAUGGCGUUACCGUGACCUUUGACGACAACACCACUGCCCGCGGCGACAUCCUUGUCGGAGCCGACGGGGCUCACAGUGCAGUUCGUCAGCACUUGUACAAGACCUUGGAGAAGGAGAGCCUUCUCCCCAAGGCCGAUACCAAGGAUAUGAGCAAAGGUUACAUUUCCCUCCUAGGGACGACCAGUUCCCUCGACCCCCUCAAGUACCCUGGUGUCUUGGAGAAGGACUCCGAGGCAUUUUAUAUGAUCGGAGACAAGGACACACCCUAUACUUGGGUGACCUUUACCGUCCCAGGCAAUAGAAUUUGCUGGAAUGUUGUCAUUCAGCUUGGACUUUCAUCUACCGCAGAUGAACACGCAUCGUCGUCGGACUGGACUAAUCAAGACAACAAGAAGAUGUUGGAUGAAAUCCGUCACUUCAAGACCCCUUAUGGCACCAUGGGAGACCUGUUUGAUGUGACCGACAUUGAGAAGGUCUCCAAGGUCUAUUUCGAGGACAAACUCUUCGAGACCUGGACGCAUGGACGAACCGUUCUUAUCGGCGAUGCUGCUCACAUGCUUCUUCCAAGUAGUGGAGCAGGAGCAGUGAACGCCAUGCAAGACGCAGUCCUCCUCGCCAACCACAUCUACGACAUCAAGCUCACCAGUGUUGGCAACAUCAAGGUCGCACUGAGCGACUACAAGAACGAGCGUUUCGAGGCCAUCAAGGACCAGUAUCCUCAGUCGCACAUCAGUGCCAAACUCAUCUUUGGACAUACGCUCUGGGAGCGCAUUAUCAGAUACAUGGUGUUCAACUGGCUGCCAAAGUGGCUCCAACAUAAGCAGCUCUUGAAGGAUACUGCCUACCGCCCUCAGGCCAAUUUCUUACCACAGGCUCCCAAGCGCGGAACUAUGGAUACGAUUCCUCAAAAUCCUUCGAAACACAUCCAGAGAGAGAAGGGGGAGCAGGAGACCAAAAAGAGGGCGGCUGUUUCAGCUAUUUGA
Molecule: messenger RNA, 1416 nt
Organism: Linnemannia hyalina
Lineage: Eukaryota; Fungi; Mortierellomycota; Mortierellomycetes; Mortierellales; Mortierellaceae
Source: the annotation of a GenBank genome assembly